AGUUUUGGAGGCGCGCCCUGCCACCUGCUCUCGUCCUCGGCUGUCGCCGCGCCCGUGUCCCCGCCGCGCCCCUGCCGCAACCAUGUCCAAGGAGCCGCGGACCGGGCGGGACGAGAUCCUGGAGGGCCAGGUGAUGUGGGAGCCGAACAGCAAGAAGAUCACGCUGAUGGACCAAUUCCGGGAGGCCGUGGGCGCUGCCUGGGGCCUGGCGCUCGAAAAUUAUCAUGACCUGUACCAAUGGUCAGUCGACUCAUAUUCCGACUUCUGGGCAGAAUUCUGGAAAUUCAGUGGGAUUAUCUCUUCAUGCGUGUAUGAUGAGGUUGUGGACACAUCCAAAGGGGUCGCCGACGUCCCGGAGUGGUUCAAAGGCAGCCGUCUGAACUAUGCGGAAAACCUCCUGCGGCACAAAGAGAACGACAAAAUCGCUCUCUAUGUUGCACGAGAAGGCAAAGAGGAAAUUGGGAAGGUGACUUUUGAAGAGUUGCGGCAAAGAGUGGCUUUGUUUGCAGCAGCGAUGAGGAAAAUGGGUGUGAAAACAGGAGACUGCGUCAGCGGGUACCUGCCCAACGGCGAGCAUGCCCUGGAGGCCAUGCUGGCCGCGGCGAGCAUCGGCGCCAUCUGGAGCAGCACGUCGCCCGACUUCGGCAUGAACGCUGUUAUGGACCGGUUCUCGCAGAUCCAGCCGAAGCUCCUCUUCUCCGUGGAGGCGGUGGUGUACAACGGCAAAGAGCACGCUCACCUGGACAAGCUGCGUCAGGUCGUGCGUGGACUCCCAGACUUGGAAAAAGUGGUGGUGAUCCCCUACAUCACCCCCAAAGAGCAGAUAGACAUCUCAGAGAUCCCAGACAGCAUGUUUCUGGAUGACUUUCUCGCCACCGGGAAAGGAGACCAAGCGCCCCAGCUGGAGUUCGAGCAGCUGCCCUUCAACCACCCCCUCUUCAUCCUCUUCUCGUCGGGCACGACCGGAGCGCCCAAGUGCAUAGUGCACUCCGCCGGGGGCACUCUCCUCCAGCACCUGAAGGAGCACAUUCUGCACAGCAACAUCACCAGCAGCGACACCUUCUUCUAUUACACCACAGUCGGCUGGAUGAUGUGGAACUGGAUGGUGUCUGUGCUGGCCACGGGCGCGGCUGUGGUCCUGUACGACGGCUGCGCCCUGGGGCCCACGCCCAGCGUGCUCUGGGACCUGGUCGACAGGAUCGGCAUCACCGUGUUCGGCACGAGUGCCAAGUGGCUGUCUGUGAUCGAGGAGAGGAACAUGAGGCCCAGGGAAACCCACAGCCUGCAGACGCUGCACACACUGCUGUCCACCGGCUCCCCACUGAAGACCCAGAGCUACGACUACGUGUACCGGUGUGUCAAGAGCAGCGUCCUCCUGGGCUCCAUCUCAGGCGGCACCGACAUCAUCUCCUGCUUCGUGGGCCAGAACCCCACCCUCCCCGUGCACAAGGGCGAGAUCCAGGCCCGGAACCUGGCCAUGGCCGUGGAGGCCUGGGACGAGGGAGGGAAGGCCGUGUGGGGAGAGAGCGGCGAGCUGGUGUGCACCAGGCCCUUCCCCUCCCAGCCCACCCAUUUCUGGAACGAUGAGAAUGGCAGCAAGUACAGGAAGGCCUACUUCUCCAAGUUCCCAGGUGUCUGGGUGCAAGGCGACUACUGCAGGAUCAACCCCAAGACCGGGGGCAUCGUCUUGCUGGGCCGGAGCGACGGCACGCUCAACCCCAAUGGAGUGCGGUUCGGCAGCUCGGAAAUCUAUAACAUCGUGGAAGGCUUCGAGGAGGUGAUGGACAGCCUCUGUGUCCCCCAGCACAACAAGGACAGAGAGGAGAGGGUAGUCCUCUUCCUGAAGAUGGCCCCCGGGCACAGCUUCCAGCCGGACCUGGUGAGGCGCAUCCAAGACGCCAUCCGCGUCGGCCUCUCGGCCCGGCACGUGCCCAGCAUCAUCCUGGAGACCAAGGGCAUCCCGUACACCCUCACCGGCAAGAAGGUGGAAGUGGCCGUGCAGCAGAUGAUCGCCGGGAAGGCCGUGGAGUACCGCGGGGCCUUCGCGAACCCCGAGACCCUGGAUUUGUACUGGCGCAUCCCCGAGCUGCAGGGCUUCUGACCCCGCGCCUCCCAGCCACGCGUGUCCGCGCCCUAGUGCUUGUGUCCAGGGAGUUGCCGAGACUCCGCAGCUCUCUUCAGGGGGGUUGCCCCGCGUCUGUGGGCUUGGGGAGAGUCUGUGGUCCGUGUGGGGGUGCCCGGGGUGCCGCACGCAGCACGCCAUCCUCGCCUGGAGGCUGACAGGGCACGUGGGGGAGGGGUGGCAGUGCGUGCGAGCGCGUCCUUGCACGUGUGCCCUGGCGUGCGCGCCGGAGGGGCUGCCCGUUGCCUGUGUGCACAGUCCAGCCAGGCGCGCGGUCACGCGUGGGGCGCUGCCGGGCCUCUGCCGCCAGCGCACCCCUGCGGAGCUGCCUUGCCCUCGGCCUCCCUCUGGGUCCACUCCACACCGCUGGGGCGCAGGUUGGUUCCUCCCUGGGCUCUGGUCUCCGGCUCCGGCCGUUGUCCUUCCGGGUCCCUCCGUCUUCCCUUGCUCGGCACUUGUCACCGAGUGUGGCCCAGCAUGACUUCCCCCGCCGCCGUGCAUCCUGUGACGGCCGGGACAUGUGCCGUUCCCGGGGGAACUGUGUGUCAGCCCAGACAGAUGGCCAGCGCUGCCUGGAGAACGGCAGGGGCGCUUGCGGGGGUGCGUGGGUUCCCUGCUCCCACAGGGCCCUGCGCUUCGUGGACUUCGACUGGCUUAACAAUCUACUGUGAGUUGUCUGGUGUGUGGGUGUGUGGAGAACUGAAUGUCCAGCCUGUGGGCGGUGCUGCUCCCGGGGACGCGGGCCACCCCCCGCCCCCGGCAGCGGACCCUGACAGACAGAGCUUCUCCACACGAGGGCUCCGCGCCUGUGCAAGGUGUCAUGGUGCCUGCCAAUCACGUCCCGGGUGUGAGAGCCAGGUGGUUUGUAUGUUCUCUUCAGGUCAGCGUAUUCCUAUAACCCUAAUGGUCGUUUUUGUAUUUUUUAAAAUGGAGCACAAUGAAAUCCUAUUUUGAAUCUCUUCCGGAUUAUAAAAAUACAUGGGGGAAAUUGCCA
Messenger RNA from Pteronotus mesoamericanus, 3116 nucleotides. It is a transcript of the gene AACS, whose product is annotated as acetoacetyl-CoA synthetase. The coding region runs from base 83 to 2101 and encodes 672 amino acids. The record is from RefSeq and is a predicted model, not a curated record. The transcript is spliced from 18 exons. Gene Ontology annotation, molecular function: acetoacetate-CoA ligase activity. Lineage: Eukaryota; Metazoa; Chordata; Mammalia; Chiroptera; Mormoopidae. Gene Ontology annotation, biological process: positive regulation of insulin secretion; lipid metabolic process.